GCCAGGGACAGGAUCAGGACUUGAUCCUCGCGGGUCGACAUGGUCUCAUUCCUCUAGCGUUGGGGUGAUGACCUACUGCCCGCCUGCUGCCUGUUACUGUAAGGCCUGCUAAGAAUUUUUUUUUUUUUUACUUUUUUUAAUGACUGAAAAGAAAUAAAAAGAAAUAUAAUACUUUGUGACACGUGAAAAUUACAUGAAAUUCCGAUUUCAGUGUCCGUAAAAUUUUACUGGAACACGGUCACUCUCAUUUGCAUCUGUGUUGUCUGUGGCCGCUUUCGCAUUACCCAGCAGGGUUGAGUAGCAGCUGGCAAAGCCCAAAGCAUUUCCUAUCUGGCACUUUACAGAAAAAGUUUUCCUACCCCUGAUCUAGCGGAUUGAAUCUUCGGUGGGAGGAAAGAACUGGAGUACACAAGGAAGCCAAUGGCAUAAGUUCAAAAUAACAGUCAAUAUUGUAAAUUAAUUGUAUAUUUGGGGAAAGAAAAAACUGUUUACUUAAGAACCUACAUAAAUGAAACCAAUGGGGGAGGGGCAUGAAUUGCGUUUUCAAAAACCCCAGCCCUUCACGUCUGUAAUCCCAGCACUUUGGGAGGCCAAGGCCGGUGGAUCACGAGGUCAAGAGAUCAAGACCAUCUUGGCCAACAUGGUGAAACCCGAUCUCUACUGAAACUACAAAAAAUUAGCUGGGCGUGGUGGCGGACGCCUGUAGUCCCAGCUACUCGGGAGGCUGGGGCAGGAGAAUCACUUGAACCCAGAAGGCGGAGGUUGCAGUGAGCCGAGAUUGCGCCACUGCACUCCAGCCUGGCAACAGAGCGUGACUCUGUCUAAAAAAAAAAAAAAACCCAGCCUUCAGGGAUUUGUUUACCAAAAGGGAGCAAAGUUUAAACAAUAGUAGGAAAAGACUGCCCUAUCUCCUGGAAGAAGAGAAUCAAAAUAGCUGUUGAAUAGAAUACAGAAUCAUUUGCGUUAGAGAGUUCGUACAAUCUGCUGAUUCUGCACAUGCCACUUCUGACCAUUCUGCAGUUUAGAAUCCAAAAGGAAAUAUUAGGAAGCUGAGAUUUUCAAAGCUAAUUAUGAAAACAUUUAUCAUUGGAAUCAGUGGUGUGACAAACGGUGGGAAAACAACACUGGCUAAGAAUUUGCAGAAACACCUCCCAAAUUGCAGUGUCAUAUCUCAGGAUGAUUUCUUCAAGCCAGAGUCUGAGAUAGAGACAGAUAAAAAUGGAUUUUUGCAGUAUGAUGUGCUUGAAGCACUUAACAUGGAAAAAAUGAUGUCAGCCAUUUCCUGCUGGAUGGAAAGCGCAAGACACUCUGUGGUAUCAACAGACCAGGAAAGUGCUGAGGAAAUUCCCAUUUUAAUCAUCGAAGGUUUUCUUCUUUUUAAUUAUAAGCCCCUUGACACUAUAUGGAAUAGAAGCUAUUUCCUGACUAUUCCAUAUGAAGAAUGUAAAAGGAGGAGGAGUACAAGGGUCUAUCAGCCUCCAGACUCUCCGGGAUACUUUGAUGGCCACGUGUGGCCCAUGUAUCUAAAGUACAGACAAGAAAUGCAGGACAUCACAUGGGAAGUUGUGUACCUGGAUGGAACAAAAUCUGAAGAGGACCUCUUUUUGCAAGUAUAUGAAGAUCUAAUACAAGAACUAGCAAAGCAAAAGUGUUUGCAAGUGACAGCAUAAAGACGGAACACAGCAAAUCCUUCCUGAAGUGAAUUAGGAAACUCAAAGGAGUAAUUUAAGAACCUUAACCAAGAUACAAUGUAUACUGUGGUACAAUGACAGCCAUUGUUUCAUAUGUUUGAUUUUUAUUGCACAUGGUUUUCCCAACAUGUGGAACAAUAAAUAUCCAUGCCAAUGGACAGGACUCUACCUUAGCAAGUUGCUCCUUCUCCAGGGAGCGCAUAGAUACAGCAGAGCUCACAGUGAGUCAGAUAGUCUCUACUUUCUGAACAUAGCUCUAUAACAAUGAUUGUCAAACUUUUCUAACUGGAGAUCAGAGUAAGAAAGAUUACAUCACAAUCCAAUAUCUGUAGAAUUCAUUGUGUAUGUUUGUGUAUUUGUGUGUAGGUGUGUGUGUGUGUGUGUGAUACAUACGUACAUCAAGUAUCACAAGACAUUGACCUUAUAUAUUAUGCACUGUGAUGUUUUUCCAUCUUUAAUUUUAAAAAACAUAUUGAUCACAACCACAAUUUGGAAAAUGUUGCUCCAUACCAUCCCAUACCAACACUCACCACCUGCAAAUAAUAGCAUUACUAGGAGCUGCAGCCACAAUGAAUAAAUCAACAAUUCGCUACAAGAUCUAGGAUUAUUUGUGUAUUUUGUUGAGUGUGUGUGUGUAUGUGUGUGUGUGUGUGUGUUUUGGCGUGUAUCUAAUACCAUUGUAUCUCAUUGUUGAGACUUUAUUACAAAUAGGGUUUCUGGUUUCUUUCUCCCCCCUCGUGGUUCAUUUUGUUUUUGUCAAACCAGCGGUCUAAAAUCACAGAAAUAAGCAAUUACUUCAAUCAUGUGGAAUCCAGGGGACCUAUCUUUGGAAAGCACAGAAGGAGAUCUGAAUUGUGUGAUCUCUUGAGGCUGCUUUCAAUGCUGGAGUUUAAAUUAUGUACUGAACAAUCUUUUGCUUAUUAAUAAAAAGAUUACACACAA
Gorilla gorilla gorilla (western lowland gorilla) is the source of this 2633-nucleotide messenger RNA. RefSeq names its product nicotinamide riboside kinase 1 (gene NMRK1). The record is from RefSeq and is a predicted model, not a curated record. Bases 1071 to 1670 code for a protein of 199 amino acids. The transcript has 10 exons. NCBI's taxonomy places the organism in Eukaryota, Metazoa, Chordata, Mammalia, Primates, Hominidae.